Molecule: messenger RNA, 864 nt
Organism: Rhagoletis pomonella (apple maggot)
Lineage: Eukaryota; Metazoa; Arthropoda; Insecta; Diptera; Tephritidae
Exons: 4
Coding region: 228-491 (87 amino acids)
Source: RefSeq, a predicted model, not a curated record
GGUUUGUUGAAGAGUGCUCUCUGAGAGCAGGUGUGAGAGUCGAGUAGCAUUGGCCGUCUGUUGUGACCAGUGCUGCCGCUACUACUUCAAUCGAGGUAUUUUGCUUCAUUUUCACAAAAUUUACUUCGUCAGUCCUUCCAAAAAUCUGCUUCACUUUUUGUUCUGCUUCAAAUUUUAAAAUUUGUUCCCUAUAUUACCUAAUUGUUUUUCCUAUUCCCUUAAUUACAAUGAAAAUAGUGGUUUUAAUCACUGAACAUAUGCAAACGCUAUUUUUCAUCGCUGGAAUGGCAACCCUUUAUUUUUGCUUUGUAAAAGUGUCAUUGCGUGAACUGUCAAAUUGUUGUGAGUUAAUAACGUAUGGACAUGUGAUGUGCAAGAUGAAUCGCAAAGGAAUACGCUCACCGACGAAGAACAGGUUAAUAAGUAGCUAUUUCCAAAAGGAGCUACCUGCACAAAAUUCAGAUCCAGAAAAUGAAGGUUUUGUCAAUUGACUUUUACAGUGGCAGAUGCAGAUCAUCUUCAAGUGAUUCGUCUCCUCAAAAAAAAAAACUUGUCUAGGCAGUGGCAGAUCAUCCUCAAAAAGAAAGGACUUGUCUAGACAAUUGGUAAAUUUUGUUAUCAAACAUUUUCUCCGAUUUUUAAUAAAAGAUAUACAUAUGUACAUAUGUAACUGUUACAGUAUUUCUUCUUCGGAAUCUGACGACCAUGAGCCUGCAGCGACUUUUCCAUCACGACAAAAAAAAUAUAAACAACAUUUCAGAGAGGAAUGGAAGCGUGAUUUAAGUUGGCUAGAUAACAUCAAAGGCAAAGCAUUUUGCAAAAUUUGCCAAAAAUAUAUCUCUAACAAUAAAACAAAUAUUGAGA